Astyanax mexicanus (Mexican tetra) is the source of this 1472-nucleotide messenger RNA. It is a transcript of the gene lpxn, whose product is annotated as leupaxin. The coding region runs from base 85 to 1326 and encodes 413 amino acids. Lineage: Eukaryota; Metazoa; Chordata; Actinopteri; Characiformes; Acestrorhamphidae. Gene Ontology annotation, molecular function: actin binding; muscle alpha-actinin binding. The record is from RefSeq and is a predicted model, not a curated record. The transcript is spliced from 9 exons. Gene Ontology annotation, cellular component: stress fiber; Z disc; adherens junction. Gene Ontology annotation, biological process: actin cytoskeleton organization; muscle structure development.
AGGAAAACGGAAACAGUACGUGUGGCGAGUUCACCCUGUAGAUACAAAAAUCAAGUCAUACCACAUGAUCGUACGUGCCUCACCAUGGAUGAACUUGACAUGCUGUUAGAGGAGUUAGCACAGAGCUCUGUGAAAACACCUCCAGCUGCAGCUCCACCACAGACCCUCACCCUCAACACCUCAGAUAAGAAGAACACAGUGAAGGAGUCUACACAGACUCAGUCCUCAGGUAUCGAGUCAGGACAGGUGGGGGCUAAAAAUGUGUACAGUGAGUUGCCUGCUCCGGUAGAAGCUGGAAUGAUGAGUCCAGGAACCGCCACCAGAGAGCUGGACUCCAUCAUGAACGAGCUGCUGGGACUGGGCCUGGAGGUUACAGAGCAGCUUCCUCCAACUAACCCUCCACCACUUACAGAGAAGUCAGUAAAGGAACAGAAGCCGGAGGAAAAGAGUGAAAGUGCUGGAGGAAACCACCAAACAGGAAACAGCACCACCAGCAGUGCUCAGAAGGACAAAGGUCUGCAGAAGCAGAUGUCCAAGAACAUUGAUGCCAUUGAUGACCUGCUGGGGUCCCUCAGCUCCGACAUGGAGAAGAUGGGCGUCCAAACGGCAGCCAAAGGUCACUGCGCCUCCUGUGGCAAAUGCAUUGCUGGAAAGAUGAUCACAGCGCUGGGGCAGGUGUGGCACCCGGAGCACUUUGUGUGUGGGGUGUGUAAGGAGGAGCUGGGUACGCGGAGCUUCUUCGAGCGUGACGGGAAGCCGUACUGUGAGACUGACUAUCAUGAACUGUUCUCGCCUCGCUGUUCCUACUGCAAGGGUGCUAUUCUACAGAAUAUCCUGACAGCGAUGGACCGCACGUGGCACCCCGAACACUUCUUCUGUGCACACUGCGGAGAACGCUUCGGAACAGAUGGGUUUCUGGAGCGGGAGGGGAAGCCGUUCUGCCCUCAGGAUUUUUACCGUCUCUUCGCCCCCAAGUGUUCGGGCUGUGGAGAGCCGGUCAGAGAGAACUACCUAUCAGCAGCUAACGGCACCUGGCAUCCUGACUGCUUCGUCUGCGCUGACUGUUUGAAGCCGUUUACAGAUGGCUGUUUUCUGGAGAUGGACGGUCGGCCCCUGUGUUCUCUGCACUAUCACUCCAGGCAGGGCACUCUGUGCGGGACGUGUGGAGCUCCUAUCUCUGGGCGCUGCAUCGCGGCUCUGGACAGGAAGUUCCACCCUGAGCACUUUGUUUGUGCCUUCUGUCUGCGGCAGCUCAGCCAGGGGGUGUUUAAGGAGCAGGGGGGCAAGCCUUACUGCGGCGCCUGCCACACCAAACUCUUCCUGUAGACCAGCGGCACCCAGAACCUACACACUGCACCUGCUGCAGCACACCUGACUAACCCCAGAGACACAGUCGGUCCUAACAGGUGUAAAGGGCCUGUAGUAUUGAAAAUAUACUGAAUAAUUUUCAAAUAAAAGUUUUCUGUAUGAAA